Mytilus trossulus (common blue mussel) is the source of this 11321-nucleotide messenger RNA. Its product is annotated as inositol 1,4,5-trisphosphate receptor type 3-like. The transcript is spliced from 72 exons. Gene Ontology annotation, molecular function: inositol 1,4,5-trisphosphate-gated calcium channel activity; inositol 1,4,5 trisphosphate binding. NCBI's taxonomy places the organism in Eukaryota, Metazoa, Mollusca, Bivalvia, Mytilida, Mytilidae. The coding region runs from base 275 to 8317 and encodes 2680 amino acids. Gene Ontology annotation, cellular component: endoplasmic reticulum; membrane. Gene Ontology annotation, biological process: calcium ion transmembrane transport. The record is from RefSeq and is a predicted model, not a curated record.
UACGUACCCGAAUUGUGAAACGAGUCCUUUUGUUAACAAAUCAAGCAUGAUUUAAAGAUAAUAUGGUUCACCCGAUAUAGAUCUACCCGACAAAUCGAUCUACUUCGGAUAUUUCCGUUAGAGCAAAAUUAGAACGUUGAACACAUUUAUCGGUUCGUGCCAAAAGGAAUAGAGUACUUAAUGUAAAAUACAAAAAUAUAUUGUGACAGGAAUUUACGUAACAGUGUGUUGAUAUGAUGGUUUCAUAAAUAGGAGAUAUUUCUAAGUGUAAAAGAUGUCAGAGGACACAUUAUGUGUUGGCGAUUCUGUUUGUCUUUAUGCCACAGAGAGCUAUGGCUUUGUUAUGUCCACGCAAUCAAGCUCUGUACACAAUGAAGUUGCUGUUGGGUGUAGACAAGACAGAGUUAAACCAGAUAUAAAAGACCAACACAUAAUUUCAUUCACACUACGUGUAGCAAAUCGAUACAAAUUAAAUAAGAAGUUCAAUAAACAGCAGACGAAGUUGGAAGCAGAACCGGAAAAUAUUUUAUUACGUACUCAAGUGGCACAUGCUAAGCUUGCUGCAGACUCUGAAAAUGAUGACAAUAAUCUUGAACAAAAAAGACAGCAAGGCAAAAAGGUGGUUUAUGGACAAGUUAUACAGUUACAACAUUCAUUCACACAGAAAUAUAUCCAUGUUAGUACCACGAAAACAUCGUCAACAGAAAGUAACAACAUGGCUGUUGAGUUGUUGGAAAGUAAUGCAAAACAUUGCCAGUUUAAGAUCAUGCCCAGGUACAAGGUCAAAGCUGAGGGAGAUGUGGUACAAGUGGAUGAUCAGAUUGUGUUGGAAAGUAUGAAAUCUCCUGGGUCAUUCCUUCAUGUCAGUAAAGCAUUCCUAGGACCAAUGUCUGUGUACUCAAAAAGUUUUGAGUUGAAUUUAUCAGUGCAACAGACAGGAUUUACAGUUUAUAGGAAAUACAAACCCCAUAUAGAAGAUGAUAAUAAAGUCAGGGUGGGUGAUAUCAUAAGAUUUUACCAUAAAGAAAUGGAGGCUUACCUCGUGGCUGAAGGACUAUUCGAUGAUGAACUCUUGGAGGAUGAGUGGAUUAAUGUUAAAAAUAAAAUGGUCAUCUGUAAUGUACAUCUGAGAAUGAGGCCAAUGGAUCAGAAUAAUCCCAAGACGUUAUUCCCCAGUACAUCAGCUGUAACUUACUGGCAGAUAGAGCUCCAGACUGGUCCCAUCGAUGGUGGGGUACUCAAGUGGGAACAGCAAUGCAGAAUUAUACAUAUGUGUUCACGGAAGUAUCUAACAGUAGACAAAGCAUUACAGAAGGUGACCUUAACAGGGGACCAUAUGGACCCAAAUACAGUAUUCAGGAUUCAUCCAGUUAUCAGGGAAUAUGAUGAAGUACCUUUGGAUAGUUAUUGUAGAAUAGAACAUGUUGUAUCAAAGAGAUGGCUUCAUGCUUUAACAGUUGAUUAUGUUAGAAAAUGUGCACAGCAAGAAGAGGAUAGCUCUAUGGGAUCCUUAAAAUGGAGCACUGCUACUUUGAAACAAAUAAGUACAAUAGAAGAGAAACAGUAUGAUGAUGCCUUUACUAUCCAAGGAGUGUCCUCAGAUCUGGUAGAAAUAUUUGACUACAUGGCAGGCAUGGUACCGUUCAUACAAAAGCUUAUAGGAGAUAAAAAAGAUGGUGUCCAGCUGAAUGCUAAAAUGACCCAUGAUGCUGUAGUGGCAUUGUCAGAACUGAAAGACUUUAUGAUUGUCGAUAGUUUACCAAACAAAAACAGACAGAAAUUAAUGAGAAAUCUAAGGAUAGUGGAGUUACUAGUCUACCUGUUACAGAUCCCGUUCAGAGGAACUGCAGAUCAACAUCAUUUAACAAGGAUAUUUGUGGAGGCAUAUGAUGUAUUAUAUACUUACUUGAAGGGAGACAGUAGAAAGAAUGAACUGUAUAUUGCCAAGUACAUUGACUUCUUCUUAUCACAGUUUGAGUACAAAGAGGGAAUGAUUGGAUUAAACUCAGCACACAUGGUGAUGGAGUUAAUUAAAGACAACAGAAAAAUUGUUGACAGAAUAACAACAGAACAUAUUGAUAAGUUCGUGGAACUGUUAAGGCGAGACAAGAAUUACAGAUAUUUAGAUUUACUGAAGGUUUUAUGUGUUUGUGACGGUGUUUCAAUAGCAGACAAUCAAAAAUACAUCACAGAAGUUUGGCUGAUGAAAGGCAAUAGGAACUGUGUGUUUUACACAGAUUUAGGACAGAAAAUUGGUAAAGAGAAAGGAGUAGUCUAUGUGUCGACCACUACCGGACGUACCUGGAUGGAGCUAUCUAAAUUUUCACAGAAGUCCAGUAGCGAUGACGAGUUGUAUCUAUUUUUAGAACACCAGUUGGAAUUGUUUGGAUAUCUUUGCAAUGGCCAGAAUGACUUUUCCAUCAAAGUUAUAACACAAGAGCUGAAUUAUUUGACAUGGGAUGAAGCCUUUACAUGUGUCAGUGAUGAUCGCCUUCCUGAUGAACUGAGGGCACAGUAUUGUGAUCUUAUUAUCACUAUGUUUGUUAAUGUUGGUGACAAUCAUUCUGUGAUAGACCGGGUGAAAUUGACGUACAAUUACGAUGAAAUUGAUGACAUAGAGGGUAAACAGAUCGCUAGAAAGUCUUUGCCAAUAGUGAAAGUUGUGUUUGAUGAAUAUCCAGAGAAAAAUCCAGAAGCUUUUGAAAGAAUGUUAAAUGGAAACAACACACCUGAUACUUUUAUGCAAGACAGCUCUGCAUCUUGUAGAGUUUCUAGACUUUCAAAUAAUGAAAUGUCUAGAUGUCAGUCACGUACAAGAAAGGAUCUAGCUGAUCUGAGCCAUUCCAUUACAUCCAAGUAUUUCCCAACAUUAAGUGAAUGGAUUGCUAAAUUCCUCGGACAAAACAGUGAUAUGACAGCUUCAGAGAUUGGAAACAACAAACUUGUCAAACAGGUAUUAAGACUGGUACACUUUCUAGUGGCUUUUGGAUUCUACCAGUCUACAGAAGAUAUAAUGACCUUGUUAGAGCCAAUGAUGGGUUUGAUUGAUGGCAGAAAUGACAAACCAUAUCCAGUUAUACCUCCAGGCAAAGAAGGAGAAGAGGUGUUGAAAAACUUCAGACUUAAUGAGAGAUACCAUCCAAGUCAAGAAACACAGGCUGUUGUGGAUGCCAAAUGCCAGGCUCUCGAAGUAUUGGACCUUUUCUUCAAUUUCAUCUUCAAUGUCAGAUUAGAGAAAUUCAUGAAUACCUUUAAGUUGACACAUACAGCAGCCAACAGACCAAAUCUUCCUCAUCCAGAGUUAGCACCCAUGCUUUAUGAAACAUAUGAUCUGUCAAACCAGCAUGGAGUGUCGAAAGCUGCAGUAAAGAAAACAAAAGACAUAUUUUAUCAGACAGAUUACAUCAAAACUUAUGAUCUGGUGUCAAUAUUGAGGGAUUUGUCAUUUUACCAGUAUGAUGAGAUGGUAAGAAUGUCCAUGGCCUUAUUAAACAGAUAUUACUCAUCCUACAACCAUCUGUUUACAAGAGCAGUACAAGCACAGGUAUUAAUCACAGACAAAUCAACUGAGGUAUUUGAUACUCUAGAGAAGAUAUUACCAAAACUCAGAAGAUUUGCCACUGCUAAACUGAAUGAGACACAAACAAAAGAAUUGUGUGAUAUACUGACUAAACUGAUUGAGAUGUGUCAUUUGGAAGGUGAGAUUGAAGAACAGCAUGGAAUGAACCAGAGUAUCUUAUAUAACCAUGGUAUAUUGGAGGACUGCUUCACUAUUCUGUCUCAGGAGAUAGAUGUCAAACUUCUGGACCAGUAUACAGGACAAAGAAGGGUCUACCAAUUGACCUUCACCUUAUUAAAGAUGAUGGCUAGACAGAACAAAACAGUUCAAGGCCGUUUGUUUGACCGUUUAGAUAUGUUAUUGUCUAAAGAAGGGGCUGGGACAGAGUUAGCAGAGUGUUUGACAGAGGUUUUUACGGGAAAUUCAAAUACUUGUAUGAAAGUGACUGGUAACCAGAUUCAGAAAAUUAUGGAACUUGUUUCUAAAAAUCGUGAAUCAGUGCCACAAUUCUUGGACUUAUUAAAUGCCAUAGUGAAAGUGGAAGAGUUAGACUUACCACUGAAAAGAAAUCAAGGUUUUGUGAUGAACUAUUUUAUGCAGUAUCGAGCUGAAGUAGCUUUUGUUAUUGACCAGGAUGAAGCUGCAAGGUUUCAGAUCCUGACAGAUCCACGUCACAAACAUUUACAGUAUCUGAUAGCUAUGGUGGAUAUGCUGGCCACUUGUGCUGAAGGAGAAAACAGAUUUAUAGAAUCAAUUUGUCAAACAAUUUUCAAAAUACCAGAACUUCUAAAAAUUUUGAGUUCUCCUUCUAUAAAUAACAACUUGAAGAAGCCAUUCCUGAGAUUUUUCCUCUGGGUGUACCUGAAUACAGCUGGUGGCAUGAUAGAAAGUGGUGCUGGUGAUCUUCCACAUGAAAAAUCUAUGUGGGCGUACAUUAAUGGAAUGAAUCCAUUACUUAAAGAGAUUGCUGAUUUUGCUAGGAAGGAUCCAAAGACUACAAAAACAUUCCUGAAAAGGCCACCUGCUAAAGGUGACACAGGAACAAGUGCCAAUGAAGCUAUCAAUGGAUCCAUCCAUUACCUGUUUGACAGUGUCAUGCCAUUCUUACAGAUAUUUUGUCGAAACUACUAUCAGCCAGACCCUUCAGUAUUUCCAGAUGAACCACAGCAUCUUGAUGACCUUACUAGGAAUUUCAAGGAUUUUAUGGAAGAAAUAGCCCCCUUAGUCAGUAUAGAGAGACAGAUGAAAUCUAUUGUAGCCUGUACCAUGAGUCUGUUGUCAGCAUCUACAUUACCAGUUGAUGAAAUGAGAGAAUUUGAAGAUAAAUAUGCUAAAGGUGUUCAAGGACAGGAAGUGAAGAGUGAUGCUAGAAGGUCCUAUGAAGAAUAUUAUCAAUAUGAAGAGGAAAUAAACAGACAACUGAAUGUUUUUGCAGUCAAUAUGAAAACAGCUUAUGGUGGAUUAAAUACAGUACAUGCUCAGAUUGGGUAUAAUUCAGAUGCAGAUUAUUCUGAGAUAGAUGGAGAUGAAGAAUUGCCAUUAGGACAAGAGUUCCAAGAUCACAUCACAUUUUUUAUUGACACUGGACAUAAAGAUGCAAAAAGUAGAUAUGCUCAAGCAGAAAAAUUAGUCAAACAAUUAUCAAUUUCUGCUAAGAGAACACAUCUUAAUGAGAAGGAAAAACUGGAUCAGAUAGAAUUGGAUGUAAAAUGUCUGCAGUUACUGAGAGCCUUAAUAUUUAAUGAGAUUGUCAAGUUGCCUGAGGAUUGGGAAUCUGAAGCUGCUAGGCAUAGGAUACAACUUCAUGCUAUAAGUGAUGUCCAGGAUGCAUUGAAUUCUUAUGAUGUAGUGACCAGUGUCCUGGACCAUCUGUCCAGACCUCAGGACAACGUGGUGAGAGAGGUUCUGGCCUUCAUGGCUACACUUCUCUUCAAUGGAAAUGAUUGUGUUCAGGAUAAUCUUAUUAGUUAUUUUACUGGUACCCGAGAGGAAACAUUCUUCUUUUCCAUCAAAAGCAGGAUGCAGUUGUCAGCCAUAGCAACAAGAGAAAAACGUCUGCUCCAUGCCAUGCACCAAGCUAAGAUGGAAGAAGCUAUGCAACAAGCCAAAGCAUUGCAGAAAGCCAUGCAGACAGGACAGAUGGCUACUAUUGAAAUUAUGAAGGCUAACAAAAUUGGUUCUAUGUUAUCAAUGGCAAAGAAAUCCAUGGCUAAUCUUAGACAAUCAGGUUUCUUGAGACCAGCUUCAAGGUUAGGCAUAGGAGGAUCAAAAACCAGUAUGGGGAAGAAACAAAAUUUUGGUAGCAGUCGACUUUUGAAACCUUCAAAACUUGCACUGAAUGGACAAGCAGGGAAAAAACUUGGCAGUACAGCCAAUCAAGUAGCCCCUGUUACUGAUGUACCAGAGGUCCAAAUAGAGAACAUAGACGAGGAAGAGUUACAGGAGCUGAUGCAGCAUGCUUUGGAGAUGUCGUCAGAGUUUGAUUUCAGAGAUGACGGGUAUAUAGAAUUGGUUCUAAGAAUUCUGGGAUUGAUGUGUGACAAUCAGCAUCAUGAUUUACAGAACUAUUUAAGAGAACAACCAGACAAUAUUAAGUCAGUAAAUCUUGUGGCAGAGACAACCAAGUUUCUACAGAUUGUUUACUCUAACAUCAAUGACAAAUCACUCCCUCUGGUGGUACAGCUGUUUGAUACUUUGGUGGAAUUUACAUCAGGGAAUCAACAGAAUCAGGCUGUGAUAUUUGACCAUAAGAUUUGUGAUUAUAUCAACCACAUUCUUCGUGUUGGACAGUUCAAAGGUUGUGGAAAGAAAGAGGUAUAUGUUUUAAAGAAAUCAAUAGCUACUCUUGUGAGAUCUUUGACAGAGGAGAAUCCUAAAGACUCAGAUGAGGAGAAUGCUCCCGCUCAGGGGGUACAAAUUGCAACAUUGUCUAAGGUGAAUGUGCAUGACAUUGAUUAUGCUUGGAGGAAAUUGAGAGAAACGACAGCUAUGGAAGUAAUGGAAUACCUAGAUACUCCACUUUUUAUCAACACCAUGACAGAAGCUUACCAAGAUAUGGAGCAAAUAGAAAUGAAAUUGAAAGGGCGUGUGGAAGAUGAUCCUAUUCUUCAGAAAGGUGAUUGUGAGUUUGAAGAAUUAAAAGAGCUGAUUAGUGAGGUUGGAUUUGCGUACUACCAUAUUCUGAGUCGGAUGAGUGAUUUGGAUGAUGCAGUCAACAAAGACACUUUAAUUAAACCUGACACAGAACAAGAUAUGGCAUGGGAAAGUUUCAGUGAAAAUACUCUCUCAAUAGAAAUACUCAAAGAUGAUGUUCUACAGAAAAUAUAUUUCCCAGUUCAGGAUAAGAAUGUGCUGAGAGAUGAAAUAAAAGACAAGUUUAAGUAUGAAGUUGAUCGAUCUUCACCAAGUAAUAAGAUUCGAGAUUUUAUGGACUGGGCUAGUGAUAUUAUUCAUGACAUUCAAUAUCAAAGGAAAAUUCAUUCUUAUCCAUUGGCCAGACUCCUGAUCAAAUUAUGGGUACCUAUGAAUUACAUGACAGUGUUUCUCAGUUUUAUAAUAGCAGUAUUGGUGAUGAUUUUUUGGAGAGACCCUCUCACGACAGCUGGACUUUCAGAUUCGUAUAGUGCUAUUCCCAGAUACACCCAUAAUGAAGUAAAGAUUGUUGUAUAUGUAUUAGGAGGAAUACAUAACUUUUUAAGUUUAUGUAUAUUAAUAACAUUUUAUCUUUCUAAUCAUCCGACGUUUCCUGUGAUAACAGCUAUAAAAGGAUUGAUAAGUAAGAAUGAUGAUGAUGAUGAUACUGAUGAUAUGUCAUGGCUAGAGAAGAAAAAAGAUUACACCUACUUAGAGGUCAAAGCCUAUGGUGUCAAUUCUAUCUACUAUGUGGUGUUUCUAGUAUUCUCAGUUUUGGGAACUGCAUUUUAUGGCUAUUUCUUUGCUUUUCAUCUGUUGCACAUAGCUGUAUUAAAUCAGCUGCUGAAAAGAGUCAUUCAAGCAGUUACUACAAAUGGUACAUCGUUAUUGUUGGUGGGCAUGCUCGGAAUGGUGAUAAUCUUUAUUUAUGCCCUGCUGUCAUUUGCUGUGCUGAGAGAACGGUUCCUAGAGGCCUCCAAAGGCAGAGAUUGUACCACUGUGUAUGAAUGUUUUAUAACUGUGUUACAUCAUGGCUUUGUUGACUCACUGUACACUUCAUUUGAAGGUAACAUGGGUGAUUGGAACACUAACUUUAAGGAACAUCUUAUAUUGAUGGCAGUGGAUCUUUCAUUCUUCAUCAUAGUGACCACCAUUGGAUUGAACAUCAUCUUUGGUAUCAUUGUUGAUACUUUCUCCCAGCUCAGAGAUUCCAAGUGGGAAAUUGACAAAGACAUGAUGAACAACUGUUUUAUCUGUAGUAGAGAGAGUUAUGAUUUUGAGAGACAGCUCAGUGGGGGUUUUGAGAAACAUGUGAAAGAAGAGCAUAAUCAGUGGGCAUAUCUGUUUUUCUUCCUACAUUUGGACAAUACCAGAGUCAAUGAUUACUCAGCCUUAGAAUUAUAUGUGUAUAAAUUACUUCAAGAAGCUAAUUUUGACUUCUUCCCACUAAACCAAGCUUUAAGUUUGCUGAACGAGGAGGAUUCACAAGAGGUCAAACUUCAGGAACUGGUGAAAAAUGUAGAUUAUAUGGUCAACAAAAUGAAAGAAGAGGAAGCAUCUAAAGAAAGAGACAGGGAAAGACAGAAACAGUUAGAAUGGGAAAUUCAACAUCGGAAGGCAAAAUAAACAAUAUAACCUAAAUAUCAAUGCACUGUUGAUAUGAGUAUUUAUCUCAAUGAACUAUUUGAAAUGAGAUUUUUAUACAUUGAAUUGUUGAAUUUAUUUUUUUAUGUAACAAAAUCACAUGAGACUUGUCAUGGUUUAAGUAUAUCUUUUUAUUCAAAUACAAAGAAGUAUUCACAAAGCCUAGAAGUAUUUCAUUUUUAAUGUUUAUAUCUGACUUUGCUAAUUGACAACUUUUCUCGUUUGAGCACCAGUCCACCUUUUAUAAUCCUCAUUACAAUUUAUUAACAAAUAUUUGUCAUCAAUCAUUGAAAAUGAAUUAUCCAUUUGAUAUAUAUAUUAAAAAAACACUUAUUUCCCAGUUUAUAUAUUUCUAUCUUUUUUUCGUAAUUAUUAUAUAAAAAUUAGAUUAUCAGACAGGAACGUACAUCGUAGAAAGUGAAAAACAAACACUAUUCAAAAUUCAGGCUUUCCUUAAAAUACAGAAAAAAAUAUAUAAUACAAAGAUAAUUAUACAUCGUAAACCAUUUGAACAAUUAUUUUUUUCUCAAAUAUAAGAACUGUUGCCAAUUUUUUAUGAAAUUAGACUUUGGUUCUCAUUUAUGUAUCUGAGAUACAUAUGAUAAUCUGAAAUGUUGAGUUAGUCUGUCUUAAAUGCAUUUAAUAUGUUCAUAUACUUUGAUUGGAAGAAUUUUUAUUGUAACUUAUUGUAUUUACAUUCAUUCAAAUAUAUUUUUAUCAUUUUAAGGGUACCGGUAAGGAUCAGUGAAUUCAUGGAAAAUUAGGGUAGAUAACUCCUUAUAAUGUAUUCAUUUCUCUUCCUUCAGACAAAGUUCAUAACCUUGUACUGAUUGUAGUAUUCUCUUUAACUUAUCACAGAAGUAUUGGGUUUGUUUUGAGAAAACAGUAAUGCCAGAUAAAGACUGGCACAUUCACUUUGUAAAGAAACACUACUUUAUCAUAAAUUAACAUUUUAUAUCAAGCAUUAUUCAUUGUCUAGAAUAAUAAUUUUGACCUUUAAACUGUAGUUUUGAGUUUUUAUUUUUUUCAUUAAAUUUGUUUGAUAUUUCUGUAUUUUAAAUAGCUUUUACACUUUAGCUUUUUUAAAUAUUUUUGGAACUGUGUAACUUUUCUUGUUAGAUUUACACUUCAUAAUACCAGUGUAAAGAUGAUAACAUGACACCAGUGUAAAGAUGAUAACAUGACACCAGUGUAAAGAUGAUAACAUGACACCAGUUUCAUGUUUUUUUUAUUAGAUAUCACCAUGCUUACCAGUAUUUAUUUUUUGACAAGACUGUUAAAUAUGAACAUUUGCAGGACUCUUUUCCUUGAAACAGUAUUCUUUUGUAUCUGGUUAAAAUUUUAGAUUUUUUGAGUGGUAUUGUUUAGAAUUAUUCGGACUGACCUUUCUUUGUUAUAGUGAUGUAGAAUGUAUGUGUUUAAAUGAAUUCUAUUGGAUAUGAUAGCUUACUUGAUACGACAGUUUAAUUUACUCAUUUCUGUCCAAUGUAAAUGUGCUUAUUUAAUUUAUGAUUUUUCUUGUGUGAUAUAACUUAUUGUUUAAAAAAAUUGUUUUAUUUUUACAGUUUAAUCUGUGAUAUUUAAAUGUGUUUUUAUUUUUACAUGUCUUUCCGUCCACCUUGAUGUAUUAUGUAGAAUUUAUUUCUGAGAUUUUUUCAUCAAUAUGUUUUAGUAUUCUAAAAGAAAGUAGAAAUUUUUACAGUUGUACAACUAGUAAAAUGUGGGGAAAUUAAUACAUAAAGAGUAUGACUUUGUUUGAAGAAAAGCUUAAAAUUAUAAUUAUACAAAAACAGAUAAAGCAGUAAACACUUUUUGAAUGAAUUAGGUUUAUAAAUCAACUAUUUAGGCAAUGAAAAUACUUCACUUAAUACUUUUUAAAUUGUCUCCCUUACAUGACAAUAUAAAACAACCAUUUCAUUUUUGUUUUGUUAAAUAGUAAUCUUUUUAAUUAACUGUAUCUGUUUUUUGUUUUUUCCAGAAGAAAGCUUUAUCUUUUGACACUUUGGUCGACUCCCCUCUGCCAUUAUAACUCUUUACCUUCUAUAUCAUGUUCUAUACCCAGCCACCUAUAAUUUUUUUAUUCAUAAACCUCUAGUGAACAACUCACGAUUAUUGUUCCUUAUUUACAUUGUGAGAAACUUAACUUUUUGUUCAGAUUUGUUCUAAGAUAAAAAAAAAACAACCUGUGCCAAUGUUGUCUAAAUGCUAAUUAAAUGAUUUUUUUAUUUGCUUUCAAUAUUUUUUUGGCCUAAAUCAUAAGUGCUUUGUAUUUUUCCAGCAAAUAAGAGCUUAGAUUUAAAGGUAUAUAUAGAUUUUUAACAAAGGAUAAAAAAUGGAAUGAUUUUAAGUAUUUUGAAAAAACGAGCUUUUGAUCAAACUUUCCCUAUAAUUGUCUGCCAGGUUUAUGUUAUUGCGAAUUUUUAACCUUCACUUUUUUUUUUAAUUUGAGAUAAAAAUAUAUAUAUAUGAUAUUUUACAUUUGUUAUUGAAAAAAACCUUUUUGCUCAAAUUUUAGGGUAAAAAAGCUUGCACUAGGUUAUUAUAAUAGAUAUGUCUGCUUCAGCUAUAUUUAAUUGUCCGAACAAUUUUACAGUGUAAAUGUUAUAUUUUCUAUGUGAUGUUUUAUAUUUUUCCAAAUCAUGUGUUAUAUUGCACCUUUGUAAUGCUGGCAACUUCUGGAACACAGAUAUCUUUAAGUUUUAGGCAAAAAUGACUGUGAACUGAAAGAAAAAUGAAUUUAAGAAAGGAAGAUGAAAGUUUUAUAAUUUAUUCCUGCAAAAUGAUUACUGUACACCUUAUAAAAUGCUUUAAUGACAAUCAAAUUGUGUGUAGGCAGGAUGUCUAUCCUUGAAAACUAUCUUGUUUCAACUACUGUAUACAUAGAAAUUUUGAAAUGCACAGAAUAUAUUUUAUUAAUUUAUUUUUUACUGGCUAACUAUCUUGUUAUUAUUUACAUAAAAUCUAUUAAAGCAUCUGAGAGUUUAAA